Messenger RNA from Penicillium daleae, 870 nucleotides. Its product is annotated as snoRNA-binding rRNA-processing protein IMP4. Gene Ontology annotation, biological process: rRNA processing. Gene Ontology annotation, molecular function: rRNA primary transcript binding; snoRNA binding. Gene Ontology annotation, cellular component: small-subunit processome; nucleolus; Mpp10 complex. The coding region runs from base 1 to 870 and encodes 289 amino acids. The transcript has 2 exons. NCBI's taxonomy places the organism in Eukaryota, Fungi, Ascomycota, Eurotiomycetes, Eurotiales, Aspergillaceae. The record is from RefSeq and is a predicted model, not a curated record.
AUGCUGCGUCGUCAAACCCGCGAGCGUCGCGAUUACCUCUAUCGGAGAGCGCUACAGCUCCGCGAUGCUUCCAUCGCCGAAAAGCGCGCCCAGUUGAAAGCUUCUUUGGCCUCUGGAAAACCCCUCGACCCCUCGAUCGCAGACGAUAAAUCCCUCCGUGAAAAUUUCAAAUUUGAUGAGUCAAAGGAUGAGGUCGAUGUGGACGACGAAUAUGCCCUGACAUCCGGUCUGAUUGACCCUCGCCCGCUGGUCACUACAUCUCGUUCACCUUCUGCCCGCCUGGGUGCCUUCGCAAAAGAAAUUCGAUUGCUCCUCCCGACCUCUAUUCGCCUGAACCGUGGUAAUCUCGUCAUGCCCGACUUGGUAUCCAGCGCAACCUCUGCCUCUUUGACCGACAUGAUCCUCCUGCACGAGCACCGUGGUACACCUACUGCCCUGACCGUCUCGCAUCUUCCCCACGGGCCGACCGCCAGCUUCUCUCUUCACAAUGUCGUUCUACGAGCGGAUAUCCCCAAUGCUGACCGAGGCACCGUUUCUGAGAGCUAUCCCCAUUUGAUUUUCGAGGGCUUCACGACUAAGCUGGGCCAGCGUGUCGUUCAGAUCCUUAAGCACCUUUUCCCACCCCGGGAACCUGGUAAGGUCGGCACCCGUGUUGUCAGCUUUGUGAACAAGGAGGACAGCAUUGAGGUGCGUCAUCAUGUUUUCGUGAAGAGCAGCUACCGGGAUGCGGAACUUGCAGAGGUCGGACCUCGGAUGACAAUGCGCCUUUUCGAAAUCCGUGGAGGCACUCUGGAGAAGGGUUCCACAGGUGACGUGGAAUGGGCUCUUACCCAGUACACGAGAACCAGCAAAAAGAAGGACUACCUCUAG